Molecule: messenger RNA, 1017 nt
Organism: Gongylonema pulchrum
Lineage: Eukaryota; Metazoa; Nematoda; Chromadorea; Rhabditida; Gongylonematidae
Source: the annotation of a GenBank genome assembly
UUGCAGGAGACUACAACCACAAAUGGUGUGCGUAUUGAUAAUGGUGUUGCGGUAGCCGAUUUGCUGGAUCUCGAAUCGGAGCUUCACAACAUCGAACAGGGUUACAACCAGCUCCAAAAUAUUCCUGCAUUUGCCGAAGAUUCGUGGCCCAGCAAUGACAUCUUCGCCGGUGUACAGCCAACAGCUGCUGCGCUACAUUCCGUGUCAAGUGGUACUGCUGUUGCACCAUUCCCGCCACCACCUGUCUCAUCGUUUGCGCUAAAAAAUCCAGCGCUGCUACCAGAUCCAUUUGAUGACAGCUUCAAUCCACGAUCCACUGUGGCAGCACCGGCAACAGCGAUGGUUCCUCCAGCACCAGCGAUUACAGCACCAGUAAAUGCUUUCAACGUUCAUCAACAUCAGCAGCAGCAGCAGCAGCAGCAGCAAAAUGCUUCCUUUUCAACAACAACUCCUUCACUAGCAGCAGCAGCAACAGUCUGGCCACAACAGCCUGAUGCUUUUGCGCCAGCGAGCACAACCAGCACUGGUCCAAUCGCUUUCUCGGUGACGAAUCCAUUUGUUUCAACAGUACAGGAAGCGACAGUUGCAAGGAUGGAGCCAGAUCCAUUCGAUACAGGGCGAGCACAACGAGUUCUGAAGGAUUCCGCAUCAUACCAUUUCUCUACAGCUGUUCCAUCAUGGCCAGCCAACGAAAAUACUGUGCCAUCAUUGGGCGCUGAUCCAAGUUGGAGCCUGCCCAAAGCAUUCAAUAAGCUGGUUGAUAUGGAUGCAUUGGUGUCGGCUCCGGAAAUGAAGAAAAAUCCGUUCAGUGAAUUAAUAAAUCCCUCGAAGAAAGCAUCAAUUAAUAGUGCAGCAACAGCGAUGACAGUGUCCAGCAGCACGGCGACAACGGUGAUCGGCGGCAGCACGGUUCUUCCCCCUCCACGUGCCCCAUUUAUUCCGGCCCGAACACCUGCACCAUUGAUUGUUUCAACAACCGCCAACAAUGAUCCGUUCAACGAUGAAUUUUUCCAUUAA